AUGGAAGCGCCACGUAAACGACAACGCGCCAAUACGAACGGCGACUCAGCUGUUCCGCAGACAGCUCGAGCGUCAUCCGUCUUGCCUGCACCCGCAAUACCCGAAGCCGACAUGAAGGGCUUCAUCGACAUUUUACACGCCGCCGAUAACGGACAGCUCGUCAAGGAUUUCUCACUCGAGUGUUAUAUUGUUUCGCCUAUCGUCGCCUCGAUGAUGCGCCGCUUUUACAAUUAUCACGGCCAGCUCCAAGAAGAGCGGAGCGUGGAGGGCGCCGGAGAGACCGGACCAGGCGACAGAGCAGGACUUGAGCAUGGGGUCGAUGCAGUUGUACAGGACGGAAGCGAGCGGGAUAUCCGACCUACUGCCAUCGACUUCCAGUAUUACGCAGACCACGUGUGGCACGCGAUCAACGAGCGCUACAGCAAAUGCAGUAGCUCAAAGCAAUGGGAUGCUUCAUUCGUUGUCACGAACGAGAUAGAUGACAUCACCAAGGUCAUCCAGGACAAAGCCACUCAAGCACAUGCUCAUCCCGAAACGCAGAGAUCAGCGCUUGAAACGCUGCGCAAUAUCGGAGUGGCUAUAUGCAAUAGCACAGACGAGAUUGGUUACCGCAUCCGUAUUAUGUUCCAAUUGCAUACUGGCCUGCUUGACGCCAUGAAAGCCAUCAUCGACAAGAUGACCGAUGACGAGCGCAAAAGGCUGCGCGAGAUGCAGAACGGAGAAGCAAGCUUCGUGAAGAAGAUGAGGAGGUUUCAGCGUCUUGCAGGUAGUUAUUGUAUUCUCAAGGGCGUUGGAGGAGUUAUCGAACACCUUUAUGGGGAGGAAGCUGAAGUGCUAGAAAAUUUGGAGGAGCCAGACUCGGACGAAGGUGAAACUGGCUGGGAGUCAGGUUCGAGCUGGGGGCCUGGAGUCUACCGUCCUUAUUACAGACCGCCAAUCAACUACCGAGGAUGGUGA
Molecule: messenger RNA, 957 nt
Organism: Alternaria infectoria
Lineage: Eukaryota; Fungi; Ascomycota; Dothideomycetes; Pleosporales; Pleosporaceae
Exons: 1
Coding region: 1-957 (318 amino acids)
Source: RefSeq, a predicted model, not a curated record